AUGCUUCUUCUAAUUUACAUAUUUUCGCUUUCCAAUAGAUCGUUUUUCCUUCAGAGAGGAAGAAGAAAGAGAGAGAAAGAGAUGUCGUCGUCGUCGUCGCAGUGCUCGCCGUGCGCGGCGUGCAAGUUCCUGCGGCGGAAGUGCACGGCGGAGUGCGUGUUCGCCCCCUACUUCCCGCCGGACCAGCCGGCCAAGUUCGCGAGCGUCCACCGCGUCUUCGGCGCCAGCAACGUCGCCAAGCUGCUCAACGAGAUCCCCGCCGCCCAGCGCGACGACACCGUCAAUUCCCUCGCCUACGAGGCAGAGGCCCGCCUCAACGACCCGGUCUACGGCUGCGUCGGCUUCAUCUCCCAGCUCCAGCACCGCCUCAAGCAGCUCCACGUGGAUCUCCACCUCGCCAGGCUGGAGCUCGCCAAGUACAUCGGCCCUCAAUCCUUGCUCGUCCCCUCCCCCAAUUUCGGCGUCCCCGGAAACCCCUCUUCUUCGACCCUCAUGAUUCCGCCGCAACAGCAGAUAAACAGUUACCCGAUGAUGGGUAUUCCGACCGGGUCGGGUCUACCCGUUAUGAUCCGAGAAAAUAAUACCCAACACCAGCAGCAAUUUCAUCACCGGCUUCAACUGCAGGAGGCGGCACAGCAGCAGGAAAUGCUGAGGGCUUAUAAUGAUCAACAGCAGCAGCAGAGGCAGUUUCAGCAGCAGGAGGCGAUCAGGUUGAUGGAUGGUGGUGUUACAGCGACUGGGUUCAAUGAGAUUUUUAGCAGCCCAUCAAUGGGAGUCUCGACGCCAUCAUCGUCGUCCCUAGCUCUAGGGGAGAUGGAUCAUGAUAGAGCGUACCAAGGGCCGCAGGUUCAAAGGCCGGCGGUGGAGCUUAAGCCACAGCUGUUUCUUCAACAGCAGCAUCAUCUGCAGAAAGAGCAACAGCAGGAGGGGAGCACAGGGCCGUCAGUGGAAAAGCAUGCAGUAAGAGACAGUUGACCUAGAGCUUAGCUACAGUUAGAGAGAGAUGAGAACUUGUGCAGACUUUCCCAUCGAACAACCUUUCCAGAAAUUUCUUGUAUGAUAAUUGAUAGGAUUAAGUAUACUGCAUUCGAUGAUCAAGUAUACAGCUUUUUGUUACUAUUCCUGUGUUGUGAAGAGAAGAAAUAGUCCCUUUUCAGCUUUUUCCAUAUUACAAAAUACAAAGCGUG
Molecule: messenger RNA, 1187 nt
Organism: Linum tenue
Lineage: Eukaryota; Viridiplantae; Streptophyta; Magnoliopsida; Malpighiales; Linaceae
Source: the annotation of a GenBank genome assembly